This is a messenger RNA of Eublepharis macularius, 874 nucleotides long. RefSeq lists its product as uncharacterized. The coding region runs from base 206 to 874 and encodes 222 amino acids. The record is from RefSeq and is a predicted model, not a curated record. Lineage: Eukaryota; Metazoa; Chordata; Lepidosauria; Squamata; Eublepharidae. The transcript is spliced from 3 exons.
UGAGGAAGAUGUAGAGUCGGCUAGGCAGGAGAUUUUGGCAAAAUUGGCCGCUCUGGAAUCCGCCAGAGGUGGCUCUUCCAGGCAUGCGGUUGGGAGUAGGGCUGGCAGGGCUUCGAAGAGAGUUUCACAGGCCACUUUUCAGCGGGAGGUCCUCACCCGUCUCUCUGCUUUGGAAGGUCCAACAGGUGCCGGCGCUGGUGGCGGAAUGGAUCGGCAGGAUGACUUGGAGGCUGCUGGGAGUGCUGCCCAAGUGGAGGAAGAGGUUGCUGAAGUGGCAGAGAUUCCUCAGAUCGCGGUUGCAGUGGAUCAGCCCGAGCAGGAGGGUGCUGUGGUUCGCUGUGGGAGGUGUCGGAUCCUCAUCUGCGGGCACAGCAUGAUCUUCUGGGCCGCCCAUCAGGCUAAGAGGACGCAUUUGGGGUCCCAGCUUGGCCUCAGUCGAUGGGCGCAAAUUGAGUGGCAGGGCCGUCGGGGCCUGCGGUGGCCGGGCCUGUUGCCUCUCUUGUUUGGGGGACGGUGUGCACCUCCCCCGCAUUUCUUAGUGAUACAUUUAGGUGGGAAUGAUUUAGGUUGGGUCAAAGGUAAGGCCCUUACGCUGCAGGCACAGGCCGAUUUAAAGUUUAUUGGGCAGCGUUGGCCCGGGGUCCUGAUAAUGUGGUCUGCCAUCCUCCCACGUCGUGUGUGGAGGGAGGCUUUGGAUCACGAAGGGGUCGAAUGGGCUAGGCGGAAAGCCAAUAAGGCUAUGUUUAAGGCUUUGGUGCUUGGCAAGCUCGUCCCGCCCUCCACACCCCUGGGUUUGGCAGUACAGGUGAGUCCGGUCGCUGGUUUAGGGCCAGGUAGGAAUUUUUUCGCCUCUCACCGGAUUGGCUGUUGGUGA